Messenger RNA from Tripterygium wilfordii, 825 nucleotides. RefSeq names its product cytochrome c oxidase assembly protein COX19-like. The coding region runs from base 299 to 595 and encodes 98 amino acids. The record is from RefSeq and is a predicted model, not a curated record. Lineage: Eukaryota; Viridiplantae; Streptophyta; Magnoliopsida; Celastrales; Celastraceae. The transcript has 5 exons.
ACUCAUCAUAAUGCGGUGCCAUUGAUCGCUCUCUUAUACGCCGCACCCAAGGGUUUCCCUGUGUCCCCUCCUCUGUGCCUGAUUCACGAUUACCGGUCACAGCAGCUAAGCGUCUUCGACUCGCAGAGUCUCGCCUCUUAUCUCUCUUGCAAUCAACGGUAAUCCUCCUUACUCGUGUCUCAUUAAUCCUGACGAUUCACCUGUCUCGAACCUUGCUUCAAUUUACGCUUCCAAGUGUCGAUCAUCGAAGACAUUGAUCAAAGCGCGAGAAGUUGAGGAACACUCCAAACGCUUUCUAAUGAGUUCAGGAGGUGCAUUUGGUGGGAAUAGAGGAAUGAGACCAAUGCCACCAGAAAAAGGAGUCUUCCCUUUGGAUCACAUGCAUGAAUGUGACCCGGAGAAGAAAGAUUACCUGAAUUGUCUCAACUCUUCUGGCCGCCAAUCUGAAAAAUGCCAACCCUUCUCCAAAAAGUACCUAGAAUGUCGUAUGGCAAAGAACUUGAUGGCAAAGCAAGAUAUGGCAGAGCUUGGGUUUGGAAGACAAACAGAGAUGGAAACGUCCGGAGAGAAGAAUAAUGGGAGUAUUCAUAACUGAAGUCUGAAGUUGAUUAGCACCAAGCUAUGUAGUUAAAAUGCUGAAGUUGCUUCCUGAAAUUGACUGCUGUUUUAGGUUGGAAGAACUCUCCAUUUGGGUAUAAUUUUUUGCCUUUUGAUUGGUGCACCUCCCCGUUUUGAAAUUAUCUGUGGAAGAUUCAGAUAAUUAUAGGCUUCUAUGAAUUCUAUUUGGACAUUCAGAAAAGUAAGUUAUAAUUGAAUCACUAAUAA